AUGUCCGCCAGUAGCUCGGGCGUCUCUCAGAGUCAGAGAGACUCUGAUCGCGUUCUGGCACAAAAUCUAAGGCAUCAGGUCUUGAGCGAGUUCCAUGCAUGGAAAAUCGAACACAUAUUGAAGCCUGCAAAAGAAGAGUUGGAGGCGCGAUUCCCAUCGGAACUGGAACACGAGAAAUUCUUGAGCGUCUCGUCCUGGAGUCGAACCCAAGCCUCCGCUCGCUGGCACGACCCCCCACACGACGACAAUGUUAUAAUUUACCACGACUUGCUCGGAAACAGCCCUCCGCAGCGUAUCGAUGUUGCAUUCAUCGAAGCGGGCAGGCCUGCGAGGGGAGAAGAAUAUAUUCCUUGCCCACCGUAUCGAUACUGUGCUCCGAUUUCUGCUAGCUUUAACGCCGAGGUGGACAGUAAUUCAUCUGCUCAGUAUAUACCAUUUCCCGAUGACGGGACAUUCCCGCUGGACGGGUAUCUGGCGACGUUCAAAAACUGCGACUGGCUUUCUCAAGGACGCGAUGGUAAAUUUUCCACUGUAACGCCGAAUCCAGACGAUGAGCUCAUAACGUACGAAACCAUCCGGCGGCUUCACUACGACCACGGCUUCACAGAAGAAGACAUCAAUACCGUCCUCAAAACUGUGGACGGCAUGGGAGGAAGACCUCUCCGCUGGGGAUUUGAAAACGGGUUGUACUCUGACGAAAGUGGUUUUUUGUGGGAAUCGAGUCAACGGGAUAUUCCGAACAUCAUCUGGGCUGAUGGCCACGAAACCGCGACUGCCCCACGCCUUCCGCCCGACUUCGGCGGAAACGUGCCGUGUGCUGACCAGGACCUGAUCGCUCGGCUGAAUAGGAAUGGCAAGAAAUUCUGCCCGAAUCUCAACUGCAUAAUGCACUGCUGCCGAAUUCAUAUCUCGCACGAUUGGGAGGAAUUCGCGCAGCCAUUUUAUGAAAAUAUUCCUCAGCUCACGAGCCGGGAUCUUGUUGUCCAGAAACAGCAGGCAGACAACUCUGGGCCCUGUGGUGACAAAUGCUUUCUGUAUGCGCUGGAUCAACGCGAAGAUGUCGAUAUGGAUAUCGAGGAAGCAAGUGAGGGACGAGCCCUGGUCCAAGGCCUUCUUAAAUUGCAACCCGACCUGUGUCCUUGCGAUCUUGCGACCAUCGCUGGGGUUGACUGCGACCAGGCGUUUCAUAUCCGUCAGGCGUUCGUCAGCGAUAAAGAUGUUUCCUUGUCUCAGUUCUCGCCGCCACACACACCAAACACUGGCAGAAAUAAGAACAAGCAUCGAGUGCCAGAACGUAUGUACUACUGCGCCGCUUACACCCGUCGUUUUGAUUCACCGCAAAAGCAAUGGGCGAGGCCACCCGCAGCAUUCAAGUUUCAUACCAGAGUCCCUGCAACCAUUUUGGCGAGUGCGGCGCUGCUGGCUCGAAUUGCUCGUGUUUUGAAGCUAAGGUUUAUUGCGGAAGAACGUGCGAAUGCCCGCCAACUUGUUCAACUUGUCUGCAUCGCUGGCCCGGAUGCAACUAUACCUGCGCGAAACGGGGACAUUGCGGGCUACCACCCAUCAAAACAGUGGGCAAGGCGGCCUCCACAGUGUGUGCCUGCCGCGGAGCUCAGAAGGAGUGUGAUCCGGAGCUAUGCACGGGAUGCGACGCAAAGUUGGCUCAUAAUAGGUCUAAGACGGCAUACGACUUAUCGACCCCAGGAAUUACAAACCGAAAAGGGCAAAACAAAGACAAUUCUGCGAAAACAUGGAGGUCCAGCGUGGAGCAUGCAAGUCAUCGUAAAGACGUCGAAAUAUGGCUACGGCGCUUUUGCAGAAAGAAACAUCAACGCUGGAGAUCUUAUCGGUGAUUAUCCUGGCGAAUUAAUCCACGACCAGCACAUGCGCUCGGAGCAUAGAGGUAUACUUUCAACGCACAUGGGAACCAAUUAUCUCUUUGCAUUGGGAACUGGCGUGGUGGUGGACGCACUGUCCAUCGGAAAUCCGACACGCUUCCUCAACGAUCCAAAGCCCCGAGCGGCCAACUGUGUAGCAGGAGAAGUGGUCGUCAAUGGUCAACGGCAAAUUGUGAUCCAUGCAACCAAACAGAUCCGGAAGGGUGCGGAGCUCACUUUGUCAUAUGGCGAGGGGUACUGGAACGGUAGCGUAUAA
Molecule: messenger RNA, 2154 nt
Organism: Mycena indigotica
Lineage: Eukaryota; Fungi; Basidiomycota; Agaricomycetes; Agaricales; Mycenaceae
Product: SET-domain-containing protein
Exons: 13
Coding region: 1-2154 (717 amino acids)
Biological process (GO): chromatin remodeling
Molecular function (GO): histone methyltransferase activity; protein binding
Source: RefSeq, a predicted model, not a curated record